CACGUAUUUCAAGCGCUGAACGCGACGGUUCUCACAGCGGGUUUCACCAAAAGAAACGGAUCUAUCUCUGCCCUGCAAAUAAAUUCAGUUCAGUCGCGAGUUUUGCACCAAAUUAAUGCAAAUAGAAACGCCAAACAAUAACAAAAAAUUAUAAUACAAAUAAUCAUAUAGUAUAUAAGCCGUGAUACAAAACAAAUCAGCCGCUGUCCAGGCGAAACCUGUUCUCGAGCACUACAGAGUAAUCAAGCAAACAAAGAGGCUGCACAGAAAUGGGCACAAAGAUCGAGUACGUGGACACCACACAUCUGUACGCCUCCAAGUACAUACGCAACUCGAAGGCGAUCGGAGUGCUGUGGGCCAUCUUCACCAUCUGCUAUGCGAUCAUUGGCAUUGUGGCAUUUGUGACGCCAGAAUGGAUUGGGGAUCCGGACAAUGAUGGGGCUGGCCGGCUGGGUCUGUGGCAGCAGUGUCAGCGCGAUGAGAUCUUUGACAAUUGUCGCCGCCGCUGGGAGAACGUAUUGGCGGUGCCAACCUUCUCGUUUCAGUUGGCAACAUUCUUCAUGAUGGGCGCCAUUGGGCUGGCCUUGAUGACCAUCUUUUUGUUGGUCUGUUUGCUGUUUAUGAAGUCAACGCGUGUUUUUUAUAUUUGCGGAUGGAUGCAAAUAAUAUCAGCUCUGUGCAUGAUUGUGGCCUGCGCUGCUUUUCCCUUUGGCUGGAAUUCGGAUGAUUUCCGCAAGAUCUGCGGCCCGGAAGCGAAUCGAUUCGAGCUGGGCCUCUGCGGCAUUCGCUGGGCUUAUCCCCUUGCCAUUAUCGGCUGCGUGGACGGUGUCGUGUUGGCCACCCUAGCAUUCAUCUUGGCCACGCGGCACGUGCGUCUGCAGCCGGAUCCGCUCUAUCAGACUUCGCUGUACAAAGGUGAAAUCAACAAUGCCUAUCUCACGGAUGCCAUAAGUUUGGCAGGCUCACGGAAAUCCAAUCCCCACAUUACGGGUCUGAAUCUGCAGCCCAUUUUGUUGGUGGCACCGCCAAAUGAGGACAGCAUAUCGCAGUUUUCCCGCUAUCACUGAGAACGCGUCCGACGAGUCAGCCGACAGCAACCCUGCCAAGCUUAGCACGGACAACAACCUCGAAAUUGGUUGCAAGCUUAGCUAAGCACGGUUAGCGGUUAACUGUUAACGGUUAACAGCUUUUAGCCGUUUCGUUUUGAAUUUGAAUUGUGCCUUGUGCUUGCCUCUCUCUCUCUCUCUCUUUCUCUCUCCCUAUGUCUCUCGUGUGUGAAUGUGUUUGAAUGAAUAGAGUGUGUGUAAUUGUGUGCGAGUGAGUGCCUCUGCCCGACUGAAUGCCAAUCUUUAGUUGUAAGCUCCGACUAAUUUAACAGUUUGUAUAGCUUGUGCCUAAAAUGUAAACAUUGACUAAGGAAACGCAGAAAUGCGAAUUAUCUGCCUGUAAAUUAUAUACCCAUAAACAAUAAAAGAUGUACAAAUAUUAAACA
Molecule: messenger RNA, 1492 nt
Organism: Drosophila obscura
Lineage: Eukaryota; Metazoa; Arthropoda; Insecta; Diptera; Drosophilidae
Gene: Tmhs
Product: LHFPL tetraspan subfamily member 3 protein
Exons: 6
Coding region: 270-1067 (265 amino acids)
Biological process (GO): sensory perception of sound
Cellular component (GO): plasma membrane
Source: RefSeq, a predicted model, not a curated record